Aspergillus clavatus NRRL 1 is the source of this 3186-nucleotide messenger RNA. Its product is annotated as putative C6 transcription factor (UaY). Bases 1 to 3186 code for a protein of 1061 amino acids. Lineage: Eukaryota; Fungi; Ascomycota; Eurotiomycetes; Eurotiales; Aspergillaceae. The record is from RefSeq and is a predicted model, not a curated record. The transcript is spliced from 3 exons. Gene Ontology annotation, biological process: DNA-templated transcription; positive regulation of transcription by RNA polymerase II. Gene Ontology annotation, molecular function: sequence-specific DNA binding; DNA-binding transcription factor activity, RNA polymerase II-specific; zinc ion binding.
AUGCUGAAUCCUGCUUCCCCGGUCUCGCCCACCUCCCUGGGCAGGAAACGACCACACCCACCCGCUGAACCCGCACCACCGCGACAGCAGCAUGCGUCUCGGGAGGGCGCCGCCAAUACGCCCCGCGCCGCCGCCGCCGCCGCCACAACAUCAUCUUCCUUUCGGAAUGUAUCUGCCUGCAACCGCUGCCGGCUGCGCAAGAACCGCUGCGACCAGCGCCUUCCACGCUGCCAGUCGUGCGAGAAGGCCGGUGUGCGCUGCGUUGGAUAUGACCCGAUCACGAAACGAGAGAUCCCCCGCAGCUAUGUCUAUUUCCUCGAGGCCCGUGUCGCCUACCUGGAGAAGAUGUUGAUGGACCAUCAGAUUGAUUUUGAGGAGGCUGUAGCCUUCAACGAAGAAGAGGCCAUUAAGGUCGAAGCGGGCUACGACCAGGCUCAGCCACAGAUGGUUGCUUCGGAAGGAUCAGUGAAUGCGGAGGCGGCUUCUACUACCACCGCUACCGCCACAUCCGACAAAGACAAGCGGACCCGAUUGAAGGGUGAGAAAGAUGCGCUUGUCCCGAGGUCUGGGAGGAACUCGGAGAGUGGGCAGGAGUCGGAGAACAACUACCAGGAUCACGAGAAGGAGGACAAUUGGCGCAUUCACAAUCUCGUGUCGAAUAUUGGCAUGGUGUCGGUGCAGGGGACCUCUGAUCCCCGAUAUCUAGGGUCGACUUCUGGUAUCUCUUUCGCUCGCGUCGUGUUCGCUGCGGUGAAGAGCUCCGUGUCGGGGAAUGUAGCAGAGCGCGGUCCUAUGCGGCCCAACGAACGCCUCCCGCACAGUGCCACAGGGACCGCAGGAAGCACCAUGCGGGACUCAUUCUUUGGCCUCCAGACACGGCCGAUGAUGAAGUGCGCGGCGUUUCCCGAACGGGAAUUAGCGGAGAAGCUGGUCAGCCUCUAUUUCGAGCACGCGAAUCCGCAGAUGCCCAUCCUCCACCGCGCUGAUUUUAUGGAAAUGUUGGUUCGCACGUACUCUGUCGAUGAAAAGGACCGCUCCCCUCGAAGUCUCUAUACCCUGAACAUCGUUUUUGCCAUCGGUGCAGGCAUCAUCUUUGAAGAUAAGGCCGCCUCGGACGAAGAGGAAGGCAAAUCAAGCAACCGCAGUCGUUCACCCUCGUCAUCUACGUCAAAACGACCGCGACUUUCAGGUCAUCAAUAUCAACCCGAAGAAUAUCAUGCAGCGGCCAUCAUCCACUUGGAAUCAUUCCUUGGCGCCUCUUCGACCAACGACGGGUUCGGAGCACUGGAGGAGCUACAAGCUGUCCUGCUGCUGGCCAGUUUCGCGCUUCUUCGGCCCGUUGCGCCCGGGCUGUGGUAUAUUGUUGGGGUGGCUAUGCGGCUGGCAGUCGACCUGGGGCUUCAUUACGAGGAUGGGACCGGUAUCGACUCGGUCGGUGAUGAGAAUCUGGACCGCUCAUCAGUCAAGACGGAGAACAAAGCCAAGCUGCGUGUGCACACCCGCGAGCGUGGACGCCGAGAGUGGGUUCGCGAUCUUCGCCGGCGACUGUGGUGGUGUGUCUACAGCUUCGAUCGUCUCGUCAGUUGUUGUGUUGGCCGGCCCUUCGGGAUCAGUGACCAAGCGAUCAGUACUGAGUUCCCGUCCCUUCUGGAAGACAAAUACAUCACCAAGUCCGGCAUUGUGGCACCGCCGGAAGGAACCCCGAGUUACAAACAUGCAGCUCACCAUUACUUCAAAUUGCGCGUGUUGCAAUCCGAGAUCCAGGAUGUCCUCCAGCACCAGCAGGCGCGGUUCGUCCGCCAGAAGGUCCCUUAUGCGGCUAAUACUGUCAUCCGCUCGGACAUGGCCUCUCCCUUCCUCCAAGGCUUUGAAUCGUUCCGCUCAUGGCGCAAGGAUAUCCACAGGCGAUUGCAGGAGUGGCAGGAAAGCGCGCCCACCCGCCGCGAGACCGGCGUGCAGUUUUCGGUCGAAUUUCUCGAGCUGAAUUAUUGGCAAGCGGUCAUUAUGCUAUAUCAGCAGAGCUUGACAGUCCCUGCAGAACUUGCGUCGGAAUUGACGCCGGCGGAUGAUGUAUCUAGCCCUUCAUUCUCAAACGUGGACGACGCCGACGAUGAAGACGACAUAUAUUACAAGGUCGCGGAAGCGGGACAGAAGGUUAUACGUAUCUAUAGGCAGAUGCAUCGUGUUCGGCUAGUGAAUUAUACCUAUCUCGCUACGCACCAUAUUUUCAUGGCGGGUAUCUCAUUCUUAUAUGCCAUUUGGCACUCGCCGUUUGUGCGAAGCCGUUUGACCCUAGAUGAAGUGGAUUUCACUGUCCUCGCCGCCACAUCCGUCCUUGGUGACUUGAUGCGCAAGUGUCCACCCGCCGAGGCCUGUCGGGAUGCUUUCGAACGAAUGAGCAAAGCCACCGUCCAGAUGAGCCUCUCGACCACCGGAUUUGGGUCUCAGGUCGAUUUGAGUCAAUCUCGAAACCCACCUGCUCAGCAAAAUGCUGGUUAUGACAAUCGUCUACGGCAAUCUGGAAGAGCACAGCGCCCUCAUCAUUCACGGCGGCAGAUACAGACCCGUCAAUCUCGACCUCUGCCAAGGUUCGACAUGAACCUUGGUGAUCUCUUCAGUGACCCUGGCCCCCACCCUGAGCGCGCCAACAGUGGCAUAAGGAAGCCAGUGCAGCCUUAUCCAAUGCGAACCGAAUAUCCUGAGUCCUCGACGCCCAGCUUCGGCUCUGACUUCCCUCCCCGACCUCACCCUCAACGCACCCCGCCCAUGGAAUACUACGGCGGUUACGAAAAUCCUGUCUCGCCACAAGCGCAGCAGCAGCAAUUCUACUACUCGAACUCUCCGCAGCAGAGCGUGUCCCCGAACGGCGCCGGCCCUACUGCGGGCCAGCCUCAAUUCCCAGCCAGCGACGCAGAAAAUGCGGCCGGGAUUGGUCUUGAUUUCUUGGAAUUUGAGUCCACCGGCGCAGAGAACACCGUUUCCGUUGUCGGUUCAGAUGGUAACCCCGAGUCUAAUCUCACAGCCAUCCCCUCGUUGGGCCACGGGGUCGGCCACAGCGUUGGAAUCGAUCUCGGAUUUGGCAUGGCGGUUGACUUCCAGCAUGAUUGGAGCGAAAACGCCAACUAUGACAUGCUUGAAGGAUACUUUUUUGGCGGGUCUGGAGGGAACCCCCCCGCGGAUGGGUAA